This is a messenger RNA of Homarus americanus (American lobster), 1139 nucleotides long. RefSeq lists its product as uncharacterized. Lineage: Eukaryota; Metazoa; Arthropoda; Malacostraca; Decapoda; Nephropidae. Bases 244 to 738 code for a protein of 164 amino acids. The transcript is spliced from 2 exons. The record is from RefSeq and is a predicted model, not a curated record.
UUGUACACUUCAACUCAAAAACCAGCCUGGGGUGAAGUGUUAAAUGCGGUGAAUGCUGUUGGUAGAGUCACCCGCAAUGUUACUGAAAUUCGGUGGAAGUUUUCUGAUCUUCGUGUUAGCGUUAAGAAAAAAGCAGCACAAGAUAAGAAAUAUGCUGGUGGAACAGAAGAAGAAAGAGAACCAACCCCCGGACCCUCAGGAGCUAGGUUUACAGCUACCGGUAGUUGUUUCCGAGAGGAAUUUAUGUUUCGGCCCGUUCAAGAGAAAGAUGAUUCUAUAACCCUCAUUCUGAAUGAGGAUAUACAGGAACAUGAUAUCACAGUACCCAUUGUGCAUUUAGAACCUGAAACUUCAGCACCUACAAACAUUCCUGGAAUUUCAUCAUCCGGAACAUAUGAGGUAGAAACAUGUAGUUCAAGCAAUACUCGUCAACCUAUUGCUGCUACCACGGAACAGCGAAGUAGGUCUAGUACCCCUUCUGCCACAGCUGUUAGGUCAACUGUAACUGGUGAUUCCACUGAUGAAAUGGGUUCAUCUCCAAUGCCAAGUACGAUCAGAAGUGGCAGGAGGCCACGAACCUCUUCUGCCCGAAAAGAUGAAGAUCUUCUUCGAGAGAUGCUUCGUGUUCAAACACAAAUGAGGGACAGUUUUUUACAGCUUGUAGCGAACACCGAGUGCAUUGCAUCUGCAAUGCUAUGCAUUGCAAGAGUUAUGCAGUCGAAAAAUCCUAUCCAAUGAUGCUGUGUUUAUGGUAUGUGUAUAUGUAGUUGUUUACUUAGGUAAGUCCUUUACUUUUGGUAAAUGUGAUAAUAGCGUAGUUGAAAAGUCAUCAAACACUUAUUAUAAAUUUUCCUUUGAGUGAUUGUUAUGAAGGAAGACGGCAUGUUAAAAAAUUGUGUAACUUUCACUUGCAGCCUAUACUAGUCAUGAAAAUGUAACAGGAAUAUUUAGCUCUCCAUAAGUUCAUUAAAAUCACGAAGUUAAGUGAAAGACACACAUUUGUCAACUAAUAACAUGUGUUGCAGUGCUACUACGGGUAAUGUUUACCCAAGUUUUGGGUAAAAGUUCCUACCACACUCAAAAUUAUAUGUUUGAAAAGAGGCUCAUGUACUUAUUUUUAUUUUUUAAAGGUUCCUUUA